Helianthus annuus (common sunflower) is the source of this 973-nucleotide messenger RNA. RefSeq lists its product as uncharacterized. The coding region runs from base 217 to 705 and encodes 162 amino acids. Lineage: Eukaryota; Viridiplantae; Streptophyta; Magnoliopsida; Asterales; Asteraceae. The record is from RefSeq and is a predicted model, not a curated record. The transcript has 2 exons.
UUAAGUCCCAUCCUACACUUUCAAAACAAAAUUUCAUAUUACCUUCUCUACUCUCUCUCUCACGCGAAACCCUACCACUCAACCCUUUCUUUCCCUCUCACCUUUGUGUCUGCAACCAAACUACACCCACAAAUAAAUCACAGAAACAUUACCCUUUCCUAUUGAGUUCACCCUCACCCACACCCCUAAACCACCCUCCUGCUUUCGAUCAACAAAAUGACCACCACCACCACCGUCGUCUGGUGGUGGUGCUACGACGAAACAGAGCGAGAGAAAGGGGAACGGAGGAGAGAGAGGGAACAGAGGAGAGAGAGGGACGCGACUGAGAGAGAUCGGGACACCGAUUUCCGGCGACGGAUCGCCGGUGACGAACGGCGGAGCACGACGGACGACAGACAAGCCGUCGUCCACGGCGGUGGUGGCGUUUUGAUUCCGAGAAGCAUUCCGGUCAACAAUCCAGCAGAUUUCGGAUCAGGAUCGCGGUUCAGAUUGUGGGUUUCGGUUUGGUUCAGGUUUCGGUCAAACACAGUCAACGGUUCGGACUCGGCUCAAACCGAGUCGACUCGGUCAACACCUGAGUCAACUCGGGUUAAACUUCGGUCAACAGAGCAGUUCGGGUCAACAGUCAAAGUCAGUCAACAGGAGUCAAGGGCAGUCGUCAAGUCAAACCCGGUCAGAUUCAGUUUGUUCAGUUCGGGCCAAUAGUAAAAGCCGAUCAAAUUCAUUCAACUGCGGUCAGCGGGUCAAUGCUAGUCAACAGAAGUCCGGUUCGAGUGUCGGUCAACUCCAGUCAACUGAGGUCAAACUCAGUCAACAUAAGACCCGGUAAAGUUGUUAGCGUAGCGAGUUAGACUACGUUAGAUUCUACUUAGUAUACGCGAACCGAGCUCAACCCGACUAACUAACGGUUUUACAUUUAGUGAUUUUGUUUCGUAUUCGACGUUUUGAUAUAUUUGACGUAAAACUUAUAUAA